Molecule: messenger RNA, 548 nt
Organism: Effrenium voratum
Lineage: Eukaryota; Dinophyceae; Suessiales; Symbiodiniaceae
Source: the annotation of a GenBank genome assembly
CCUUCAUUCAGCUGAGUAAAAGAGAUCCCAUGGACUCACACUCACCAUGGCCUUUGUGGGCCUUGACGCGGACGCCUUCCAGCCCGAGGCAGAUGCGGUGGCCGAGUUGCAGCUGCUGAAGCAGGGCCUGGACUUCCGCAGCCGCGAACUGCAGGAGGGCCGCAAGCGCCUGCGCCAGACGCAGAGGCGCUUGCAGACGGCAUGCGAGGAGUUCAAGGCGGAGCGUGCGGGCUUGCAUGCAGAGCUGCGAAGUCUAGGUCAGAGUGGGCAGCAAUUGGGCGAAAGCUUGCACUCGCAGAAGGUUCUCCUAGAGCGGCAAACUGAAACCCUGGACCACGAGCGCAUGACAGUCGACCUGCUGCGCGACGAGGUGCGGCGGAUGCGCCGGGAGCAGCCGGAGACGAACACGCCCUCGUCAAGGCCAGAGAACCUCCGCGCAGCGCGACCUGGAGAACUUCUUUGGGGCGGCGGAGGGUCAGGCAAUGGCUGACGCUCCAAUGGAGAGAUUUUGCCAGGAGGCUCAAAAGCGCCUUGAGCUGGCUCGUGGG